AUGAUUGUAAAUAAGCUUAUUUCAGAUCAAAAAUGCGAUGGUAAAUCAGCUCAUUUCCAUCGUCAAAUGUGCGUUAACGACAACAGUCAGGAGGCAUUUUUAAUAUGUUUGCGUAUCCACAAAUUUGAAAUAACUCUUUAUUUUGUAAUAAUAAAGCAUAUAAAUUUGUUUUCUGGAAGCAACUUGCAGCCUUGCACGCAUGGCUCUGCCUGCAAGGCUUUCGUUCUUAACGCGUAUUUACGUACACGGCUUGGUAAACCAAUAAAUUCUGGCAUUCCAGAAUUCAAGCAGAAUUACAGUACUUUUCAGGACUUGAAUGAAACUUUUGUGCUAUUGUAUCCCAUAAUUGAUCGUAUUCGUAAAAAUAGCAUUCACUUUUUUAGGAAACUACUCACUUAG
Messenger RNA from Echinococcus granulosus, 399 nucleotides. RefSeq lists its product as hypothetical. The transcript is spliced from 3 exons. The coding region runs from base 1 to 399 and encodes 132 amino acids. The record is from RefSeq and is a predicted model, not a curated record. NCBI's taxonomy places the organism in Eukaryota, Metazoa, Platyhelminthes, Cestoda, Cyclophyllidea, Taeniidae.